Molecule: messenger RNA, 4396 nt
Organism: Xenopus laevis (African clawed frog)
Lineage: Eukaryota; Metazoa; Chordata; Amphibia; Anura; Pipidae
Gene: jade1.L
Product: jade family PHD finger 1 L homeolog
Exons: 11
Coding region: 251-2740 (829 amino acids)
Biological process (GO): regulation of transcription by RNA polymerase II
Cellular component (GO): histone acetyltransferase complex; nucleus; chromosome
Source: RefSeq, a predicted model, not a curated record
CCCAGAAAUGAGUUUGAUUCACAGAGUCCUUCCUCCAUAACAAGUAAAUAACGUCAGUCACAGAGUGCAUGUGUGUGAGAGGAGACACAAUCUGUCCCCCCCCCUCUUGCCCUCAGUACCACAGCCGCUGGGCUGAACCUUACGAGCACAGGAUCACCCAUCUGGUUGCGGGGGGGGACACGUUAUACGAGCCGGGCGGAGGUGGCCAGGAAAACCCGAGCAGACUGGCAGCCCUAUCCCUAAAUAAGCCAUGAAACGCACACGCCUCCCGAGCAGCAGUGAAGAUUCUGAUGACAAUGGCAGUCUCUCUACAUCUUGGUCUCAACACUCAAGAUCACAUUCAAGUUUGAGACAUGAAGAUAGGAAGCCAUCUGAGGUGUUCAGAACAGAUCUGAUCACUGCAAUGAAGGUGCAUGAUUCAUACCAGCUGAACCCCGAGGACUAUUAUGUGCUGGCUGACCCAUGGCGCCAGGAGUGGGAAAAGGGGGUACAAGUACCUGUGAACCCAGAGUUUAUUCCUGAGACAGUUGCCAGGGUAAUAGCUGAAAAAGAUAAAGUAGUCACCUUCAGUAGACCCCGUAAAUACAUCCGUUCAUCUGGAUCAGAGCCUCCAGAGCUUGGAUACGUUGACAUCCAGACUCUUGCAGAUGCUGUAUGCCGCUAUGACUUGAAUGAGAUGGAUGUAGCCUGGUUGGAGUUAAUUAAUGAAGAAUUCAAAGAAAUGGGCAUGCAGCAACUGGACGAGUACACUAUGGAACGAGUCUUGGAGGAGUUUGAGAAGAAGUGUUAUGACAAAAUGAACCAUGCAAUUGAGACUGAAGAAGGUCUGGGCAUAGAGUAUGAUGAGGAUGUUGUUUGUGACGUGUGCCAGUCUCCGGAUGGAGAAGAUGGCAAUGAAAUGGUUUUCUGUGACAAAUGUAACAUUUGUGUUCACCAGGCAUGCUAUGGCAUAUUGAAGGUACCUGAAGGAAGCUGGCUUUGUCGCACAUGUGCCUUGGGGGUACAGCCAAAGUGUUUGUUGUGUCCAAAGAAAGGCGGAGCAAUGAAGCCAACUCGUAGUGGCACAAAAUGGGUCCACGUCAGUUGUGCUCUAUGGAUUCCAGAGGUGAGCAUUGGCAGUCCAGAAAAGAUGGAACCAAUUACUAAAGUGUCUCACAUACCAGGCAGCCGUUGGGCAUUACUUUGUAGCUUGUGCAAUGAGAAAGUUGGGGCCUGCAUACAGUGUUCCAUUAAGAACUGCCGUAUAGCAUUUCAUGUGACUUGUGCCUUCAAUCAUGGCUUGGAGAUGAAAACGAUCCUAACUCAAGAAGAUGAAGUAAAGUUCAAGUCAUACUGCCCAAAACACAGCUCUACCAAGAAGCCAGAAGAUAGCCAUUUCUACAAAAGUAAAAGCGAUGGUAACAGCACAUGUGAAGCCGCUCCAACUUGUCUGGGUGGUCUACGAGUACUGGAUGCCUCACAGCAGGAUGCCAAACAUGGGAGCCAGCGGAAAUUGAAGCUCCAGCAACUUGAAGAUGAAUUUUAUACAUUUGUUGAUGUACAAGAUGUAAGUCAAGCCAUGAAAAUUCCUAUUGAUGUUACUGAAUAUAUUUACCAGUACUGGAAGCUGAGGAGGAAAGCCAACUUUAACGAACCACUCAUCACUCCAAAGAAGGAUGAGGAAGAUAACUUAGCCAAGAAAGAACAAGAUGUUCUGAUUCGUAGACUACAGCUCUUCACACAUCUGCGUCAGGAUUUAGAAAGGGUACGCAAUCUUACAUACAUGGUGACAAGACGGGAAAAGAUGAAGCGCUCAGUUUGUAGAGUUCAAGAGCAAAUAUUUAACCUUUAUACAAAGGUUUCUGAGCAGGAGAAAAAUCUGGGGUUUCCGAUGGAGGAUGUGUUGCUUUUUAACACCCAGCCGUCAAAUCCAGAUGCUCCAAAGAUAGAAGACUUGAAGUGGCACUCGGCAUUCUUUAGAAAGCAGCUUGGCUCCUCGCUGGGCUGCUCUAGAAAAGAUUCUCACAAAAAGAGCAGAGCACGAAUAAUAGGAAAAUCACUGGACACAGAGAUCCUCUUGCCACAUAGAAAGAAGGAAGGCCAGACUUCGGAUGUUUCCUUUUCUUUUGAAAAGACGGUUGCAAAGGUUAGACCUGUGCAGCAGAAAAAUGGAGCGAGCAUGCCGGAGCACAGGAAAAGGCGUGACAGCCGUACUCAGGGUGACACUGCUAAAUUUGAUUUAAAAGAAAAGCCUCUCAGACAGCAGCAUAGACCUGCAAGGCCUGCAGAACCUCCAGAGAGACCUGCUGAAACUAAAAGGGUCCUAAGUCAGUGCGGUGGUAAAAGUGCAACAACAUCGGCCAAUAAAAAACAGUGUAGCAGCAGCUUGCCUAGGUACAGUGGCUCGCUGAUCAAAAUUCACUGUGACCAGUCUUCAGUUAAAGUGCCUACAAGUCCUGUUAAAAACUGGGGGGGAUUCAGAAUUCCAAAGAAGGGGGAGAGACCGCAGCAGCCCGGAAAUAUGGAGACCUGUCAGCCAAGCUUAAACUGCCAGUUCUUGGGACAGGUCUCCAAAAAGGAAAGGACAAAGCAGAAACUAAAGUUGGACAAUGAGAACGAUGGAUAUACUCCAGAUGCAGAGAUGAGUGACUCUGAAUCAGAGCCAACAGAUAAGUGCCGACUUCAAAGACUAGCAUCGAGCAGCACCCGAAGUAGAGGAUACGAAACUGACUUUAUUAGGAGAAGCAUCCUAGCAUCUUGACUGGACAGACAAGUGCUGAUUGCUCAGCACUAUAGCCAGGAAUGGGAGUGACUGCCUAUAAAUCCACUCCUUUGUUAUUUUUUGUACACAAAACAAUGGGAGAGUCGACCUAUAAACUGAUAGCUCUAAAGCCAGCUUCUCCCUUGCUGUUCCAGCUUGUUUAAUUGCACUUGAAAGAGUUUUUUUUUUUUUACCCUCGAUAAUUCUUCAUCAUUUCAUUGAACAAUUUUUGUUCAUGUAGUGGUCUUAAUGAGGCACUCUGAAAGUGUCCGUUCUAGGUUUACAAGAGGGAAUAAUCUGCACUGACAGUGCUUUCAUUGGUUCCUUGAAAGCACAAGAUAAUCUUUUUGAAAUGAUAAACAAAAGUUGGUUUUGGGUACACCAUCUUGCACACCUGUUCCAGCACAUUUCCUUGCACUGUGAAUUGGCCUUCAUUCAGCUUCUUGAACUCCUGAUGUGCUGAUAACUCACCCCAAGUAACAAAAAAAAAAAGUUUUUUUUUUUCGUCUGCCCUUUUAGUAAAAAAAAUAAACACUCCCUACAUUUGUGGUUGUUGAAAGAUACUUGGCCAAAUAUUUCAUGUUUGGAGCAUUGUACAUAUAGAUUGAUUUGAUCUGUGUACUGCAGCACUUUUUCUACUUUGUCUCGAGUUUUAAAGUGAGACGUUUUCCAUGCAGAUGAUCAUAAAACACAAAUUACUGUCGUGUUAGAACACUGCCAAGUUCAAUUGGUUAGCAGCCUGAUACGGAUGAAGCAUAUUUAGCUAAUGGAUAAACACUGCAUGACUCAUUUGUACGGGACCUGUUUCUGUCCAAAUGCUUAAACGCCAUAAUACAUUAAUAACAGGCACUACAGUUCUUGUAUAUAAUAUACAUAGAAACAUACAGGUGGUAUUUUCUCAGUAUGGAUCAGUACUGAACUCCUUUGCAAAAUGUGCAUUCCAGUUUCAGCUUUCCACACAGUUGCAUCGCGUUUCCAUAGUUCUGAUGACAAAAGUUAAUAGCCGACAGCAAGAAUAGUUUCAUAGUGGCAUCCCUGAUUAAUGAGACUGCAGAUCCCAUAGUCUGAUCAUACAGGGUGUCUGUUAAAUUCACUGUUAAUGCCAACAGCUGAUCAAGCCAGCUGAAAUAUAAGCUAUUGCUUAAUUGAAAACAAAGACUGACUUUUAUUUGUGGUCUUUUCAGGCAACAAUUUUUUCCCAAAUAGUCGCCAUAUGCUAUAUAAAUACGUUCAGAUCAGGAACCCUGCAAAUAAAGGGCUUUCACUUCCAGCCAUGAAAUAAGCUUGGGAACAGAAAAUAAAAUCUAAUGACACCACUGUGUUUCUAGUACAAUUCUGUACAGUGAUUGAGCCCCAGCAAUAUCAAGUAGGCAAAAAAUACCUGGAAAUGUUUAUAAAUAAGAGUACUUAAGAAUGAAGUAACUUGCCUCAUCUUAGACAUGAAAUAUUAACUUCAUCACAUUGUUCUUUUUUUUUUUUUUUCAUUUUACGUUUUUUUCCAAACAGCAGGAGAACUCUACCCAUGUAAUAUUAACUCCUUAAACAAUGGAGCUGCCCUUAUAGAUUUGCACAAUUUGCUCUAAUACAGUGAUCCCCAACCAGUAGCUUGUGAGCAACAUUUCCUUGUUGCUCCCAGUGCUCUCCAGAUGUACUGCC